Messenger RNA from Aspergillus costaricaensis CBS 115574, 647 nucleotides. RefSeq names its product E2 ubiquitin-conjugating protein MMS2. Gene Ontology annotation, biological process: protein K63-linked ubiquitination; DNA damage tolerance. The record is from RefSeq and is a predicted model, not a curated record. Gene Ontology annotation, cellular component: nucleus. The coding region runs from base 81 to 500 and encodes 139 amino acids. The transcript has 5 exons. NCBI's taxonomy places the organism in Eukaryota, Fungi, Ascomycota, Eurotiomycetes, Eurotiales, Aspergillaceae.
CGAGGAUCGAAACGUCUCCCUUACAACUUCCUAUCUAACUUUCGCUCACUUUCGACCUAACCCUACCUCUUAUCUGCACAAUGGGAGCUAAAGUGCCCAGAAAUUUCAGACUGCUCGAAGAGCUGGAGAAGGGUGAGAAGGGCUUGGGAGCUGAGUCAUGCUCCUAUGGUCUUGCAGAUGGUGAAGACAUGAUGAUGAGUAACUGGAACGGCACUAUUCUUGGCCCCCCUCACAGUGUCCAUGAGAACAGAAUUUACAGCGUCAACAUCCAUUGCGGUCCGGACUACCCUGACAACCCCCCUACUAUUCAGUUUGUAUCCCGAGUCAACUUGCCAUGCGUUGAUGGCCGGAGCGGAAAGGUCGAUCCUACCAAGCUGCCUUGCUUGGCUCAGUGGAAGCGCGAGUAUACCAUGGAAACUAUUCUAGUCGAGCUCAGAAGAUAUAUGGCUCUGCCCCAGCACAAGAAGCUUCCGCAGCCUCCGGAAGGCUCGAACUUCUAGAAUAACGGUAUCAUGACUGGUUGGGGACACGAAAGCGGAGUAUAUGGUUGGUUUCUAAGUCAGUUUCAUCUGCAUUUCUUUUCAAUGGCUUAUUAGAGCAUGUACAGUCUAUGCAUAACGGCGGGCAUGGCGCGGUCUUCUUUGAAG